UUUACUUUGAAAAAGAGGAAAAGAAAAACUUGAGUCAUCGAACAUUUCAGGUUUUACACACACACCAUGGUUUAACAGAAUGUCCAGUUGGUAUAAAUGGCAAGGAAGAAUUUUGUCUGUGAAUGGACACCUAAAUCUUUUAUAUUGACUGUAGUAAUUGCUACUGUGUUGUUCAAUGAAUGUUUUAUAUACAUCAUACAGAGUUUUAGAUGGCCGGACAUUGGUAUAGCUGAUUACAGAAAUUAUGAAGAAGAGCAAGUCAUAUUACUGGUAUCUGAUCCACAACUACAAGGGUACCAGAUGGAACCACCAUUUCCCAUAGGUUCAUUUUCAAGAUGGGACAUAGAUAGAUAUUUAACCAGAACUUUUGGCUUAGUCUAUCAUCAUGUAAAACCAGAUAUUAUAUUAUUCCUUGGUGAUUUAAUUGAUGAGGGCAGUACAGCUGUAGAUGAAGAGUAUCAUUAUGCUUACCAGAGAUUUAUCGAUGUGUUCUCAGCAGCUGAAUAUACUAAAAAGAUAUAUAUUCCUGGUGACAAUGAUAUAGGUGGAGAAGGCAGAGACUUCAGAACACAGAAAAAAGUGGAUAGAUUUGUAAAAAAUUUUGAAAAUAUAACUGGUGUGUCUACAUUUGGGUUCAUAGAUUACAUAAAGUUAGAUAUGCAGUUUCCUGAGCCAAGAUUUCUUGAGAAAAGAAUGCUUGCUACAUCAUUUGGUGACAAACUUGGUCCUGGUAUUCAUAUUCUCCUUACACACAACACUAUUUUACCAAGAGAUAAACCUUUUGUUAUUUCUAUCCUGCAGCAAGUCCGUCCUCACCUGAUAUUCUCAGGACACUGGCAUAAGGCCAAUGUAUUUCUGUGCAAUGAUUGUAUGAAAGAUGAUGACUCAUCAUGGAGCGUAAAACAGAGAAAUAUAGAAGACAUGAAAGGAUGGAUGGUAACAAAUUUGACAGAAAAACCAUUCUCUAUCACAGAAAUCAUGGUACCUACAUGUAGUUACAGAAUGGGAGUGCCAAAUAUGGGAUAUGGUGUGGCUAUAAUUAGAAAGAAUGGUGAAUUAUCAUAUACAGUUUUAUGGACACCAGAGAGAUAUAAAAUGUUAUAUGGGUAUUUGGUGGCAAUAUGUGUGUGUUUACUAGUCUGUCUCGCUUCCAGGUGGUUAAGAAAGAGAUGACAUCAGAAAACCCUCUAAAACUAUUGGUGAUUUCUGCCGGCCUUAUAUUCUACAAUGAUCAAACAGAUCAAAUAUCAAAUUUGUUAUUAUAUUAGUUGAACAUGUAUUAUCAAAUAUGUAUAUUUUCCAUAUUUUCUGAAAAUAUGACAUUAUUAAUAUAUAUUUUUCCAUCAUAGCCAAGAUUUCUAUUGGCAUUUUAUAUCUAUAUUUUGUAACUUUGGUCAUAUUUAAAAGUCAUAUUGAAUAAACAAAAACAGCUGCUUGUGUUUAGAUGCUUACAAGAAAUUAUGACGUUUUAAAAGACAAAAUUUGCUCAAAUGUAAUAUAAUUGACUAGAAAUUAGAUAAUAUUCGAAAUUUAUUUUUUUAAGUAAUUUUUUUUUUCAAUAUUUUUCGAUAUGGAAAAUAAAAAUUAAUUUUGUUUGAAAAUAUACUUCAUUAUAACAUUAUCUUAAUUAGCAUGUAAGGCAAGAAGUAUAUAUAGAUUAAAAAAUAAUAUAUUUUAGUAAGAAAAAAUGUAUGUCUGUUGUAAUGCAGAAAAUGUAAUUUUGAAAUGCUGCCUGAUUUGUUAAAAUGUUUGACUGUUUCAACCAUGCAUUUGAUUAAAUGUUUAGUCAUUCUGAUUGAUAGUUCAGUUACAUAUGUAUGCUUUUUGGUGUGAAUUUCAAUUUAGAUACUCUUAUUUAUACUAUAUAUCCAGCAACACCAUUUUAUUGCUUACUUAUAUGAAAAAACAUCAUUUAAAUUCUAUUUUUAUCAAUGAUUCCAAUCUAUAGACCAAUUUAGAGUUCUCUUUUUGUGAAUGGGUUAUGCUGGUUGACACUAGGUCAGUUGGCGUAAAUAACUUCUGAACGUCAACAAUUGACUCUCACUUAGACAUGAUAUCAGAUGCAUUUUGACAUAAGAAAUGUAAGAAAAAAUAUAAAUA
Messenger RNA from Mytilus californianus (California mussel), 2100 nucleotides. RefSeq lists its product as uncharacterized. Bases 97 to 1173 code for a protein of 358 amino acids. The record is from RefSeq and is a predicted model, not a curated record. NCBI's taxonomy places the organism in Eukaryota, Metazoa, Mollusca, Bivalvia, Mytilida, Mytilidae. Gene Ontology annotation, molecular function: hydrolase activity. Gene Ontology annotation, cellular component: endoplasmic reticulum. Gene Ontology annotation, biological process: GPI anchor biosynthetic process. The transcript is spliced from 9 exons.